AUGGGAAAGAGCAAGGUCCUUGUUGUGGGGGGAACUGGGUAUGUGGGAAGGAGGAUAGUGAAGGCAAGUCUAGAACAAGGGCAUGAAACCUAUGUUCUUCAACGUCCAGAGAUAGGGUUAGACAUUGAGAAGCUGCAGAUGCUGCUUUCAUUCAAGAAGCAAGGUGCUCACCUUGUGGAGGCUUCUAUUGCUGAUCAUCAGAGCUUGGUGGAUGCUGUGAAACUUGUGGAUGUUGUGAUUUGCCCCAUGUCUGGGGUUCAUUUUCGCUCUCACAACUUGCUGUUGCAGCUCAAACUUGUUGAGGCCAUCAAAGUUGCAGGCAAUGUCAAGCGUUUUCUGCCUUCAGAAUUUGGCAUGGACCCAGCACGUAUGGAACAUGCACUUGAACCGGGAAGAGUGACAUUCGAUGAGAAAAUGAUUGUAAGGAAAGCAAUUGAAGAUGCCAACAUCCCUUUCACUUACAUCUCUGCUAACUGCUUUGCUGGCUACUUUGCUGGUAACCUCUCUCAAAUGGGGACCCUCCUCCCUCCCCGAGACAAGGUCUUGCUCUAUGGUGAUGGAAAUGUCAAAGUUGUUUUCAUGGAUGAAGAUGAUGUUGCAACAUACACAAUCAAGACAAUUGAUGAUCCUCGAACAUUGAACAAGACUGUAUACCUAAGACCACCAGAAAACAUUCUCACUCAAAGACAGCUAAUUGAGAAGUGGGAGAAGCUCAUAGGGAAGCAACUAGAGAAGUCCAGCAUAAAUGAACAAGAUUUUCUUGCUUCCAUGAAAGGUUUAGACUAUGCAAGUCAAGUGGGAGUGGGGCACUUCUAUCAUGUUUUCUAUGAAGGGUGUUUGACAAACUUUGAAAUAGGAGAAGGUGGAGAAGAAGCGUCAGUGCUUUAUCCAGAGGUGAAUUACACGCGUAUGGAUGAAUACCUUAAAGUGUAUCUGUGA
Molecule: messenger RNA, 939 nt
Organism: Sphenostylis stenocarpa
Lineage: Eukaryota; Viridiplantae; Streptophyta; Magnoliopsida; Fabales; Fabaceae
Source: the annotation of a GenBank genome assembly